GUUCCGCCCUCUUGGUUUAUUCGUUUUUCUCGUUUUCACCACUGAUGCCGUUAUUUGUCAGCGUUUUGCAUUGACCGACACGUUUUCAGCUUAAACGUGCGCAACGAUGGGACUAUACAACUGAUCGACUGAUCGUGAAAUUGCGUCUGAAGGGGUUUUUGAGAUCGCAGAAAAAAAUGGAACAAAGACAACGCUUUCAUCAGCUGGAGCUGAACGUGAAACUCGCUUUCAUUGCCGUAUCGCUGUUUUUUGGGAGCGCAGUUUGGGCACAAAUACGCUACUCGAUUUCUGAAGAGCAGAAGGACGGAGCUGCUGUGGGGAAUAUCGCGAAGGAUUUGGGUAUUGAUCACAGAACACUAAAGGAACGAGGAUUUCGCAUCGUCUCGACCUCAGGCGAGUCCAUGUUCAGUGUAAAUCAGAAUGACGGUGUCUUGUAUGUGAACGGUAAGAUAGACAGAGAGGAGGUGUGCGAAAGAAGCACCCCGUGUUUAAUCAAUCUGAAAAUCGCUCUAGAAAACCCACUAGAAAUUCAUUAUGUCGCUGUAGAGAUAUUGGAUGUAAAUGAUCACAGUCCACAGUUUCCCGAGAAUGAAAAGCGGCUGGAAAUUUGGGAAUCUGCUAUGCCAGGCGCGCGCUAUCCGCUACAGGCUGCGCGUGAUCCUGAUAGUGGAAUCAAUUCGGUUCAAACAUACAAACUCAGCAAUAACGACCAUUUCCGUCUUGAUAUUAAAGACCGAGAAGAUGGUAAAAUUCCAAUUCUGAUUUUACACAAACCACUUGACAGAGAAGUGACUAAAAACAUAAAAUUAUUACUAACUGCUUUAGAUGGGGGGAGACCUCCUAAGUCUGGCUCAAUAGAUAUAUUGAUUGAUGUACUGGAUAUAAACGAUAAUGUGCCUGUAUUCACAAAAGAAACAAACACUGUUAUACUGAAUGAAAACGCACCUGUGGGCACAACAAUUGUACAGAUUAAUGCCACUGAUUCGGACGAGGGUCAAAACGGACAGGUAGUUUAUGCUUUAGGAAAUAAUGUUAAUGAUAAUUUACGUGAACUUUUUGAAGUUAAUUCAAUCACUGGAGAAAUUAUUGUGACUGGCCUUUUAGAUUUUGAGGUCAAAGACAUAUAUGAAAUUGACAUUCAGGCAUCUGACAAAGGAACUGUUCCUCUUGCUACGGAUAAAAGUGUAGUCAUAAAAAUCGUCGAUGUAAAUGAUAAUUCACCGGAAAUAGAGGUGACAUCAUUUUCAAGCGCCAUUCCAGAGGAUUCUAGACCUGGUACUACAGUGGCUUUGAUAAGUGUCACUGAUUUAGACUCUGGGCUCAAUGGGAAGAUCUCCUGUUCACUGUCCGAUGAUUUACCUUUUAAACUAAUGCCGUCCUCACAAGAUAAUAUUUAUUCUUUAGUUACGUCUUCUUUACUUGACAGGGAAACUAAAUUUCAGUAUGACAUCACAAUAGUUGCAAAGGAUGCAGGACAGCCAUCACUGUCUUCUGUUAAAACUAUAACUGUUCUGAUAUCAGAUGUAAAUGACAAUAGUCCAGGAUUCUCAUUCUCUCCGUAUGCGUUUUAUGUGAUGGAAAAUAAUGUCCCAGGCAAAUUAUUAUUUUCUGUGUCUGCUUCUGACAAAGACUCAAACGAAAAUGCUGUAGUUAGCUAUCAUAUAUGGAGAGAAAAUACAGAGGAAAACAAAUACACGUCUUUCAUUAAUAUUAACCCUGAAAAUGGGGAGAUUUAUGCGCUCAAGAGCUUUGACUUUGAAACUGUAAAAACUUUCCAGUUCCAAGUUAUUGCUACAGACUCUGGAAGUCCGUCUCUGAGCAGUAACGUGACAGUGAACGUGUUUAUUCUGGAUCAGAACGACAACGUUCCUGUGAUCUUAUAUCCAGUCAGCGCUAACGGUUCUGCUGAGGGUGUGGAAGAGAUUCCCCGGAAUGUGAACGCUGGUCAUUUGGUGACUAAAGUCAGAGCCUAUGACGCAGAUAUAGGAUACAACGGCUGGUUAUUGUUUUCACUGCAGGAAGUUAGUGACCACAGUCUCUUUAGUUUGGACCGCUAUACAGGACAGAUAAGAACCCUUCGCUCAUUCACAGAAACAGACGAGGCCCAGCAUAAACUGCUCAUUCUGGUCAAAGACAAUGGGAACGUUUCACUCUCAGCAACAGCGACUGUGAUUGUCAAAGUUGUGGAGCCCAAAGAGGCUUUUGCAGCUUCUGAUGUUAAAAACACAGUAAAAGACGAAGAGGAAAACGACGUGACAUUUUAUCUGAUCAUCACUUUGGGCUCGGUUUCAGUGCUUUUUGUCAUCAGCAUCAUCGUGUUGAUUGUGAUGCAGUGCUCUAAAUCUACAGACUAUUCGUCCAAGUAUUUACAGGAGACAAAUUACGACGGGACUCUGUGUCACAGCAUCCAGUACAGAUCUGGAGACAAACGGUACAUGUUAGUUGGACCCAGAAUGAGUAUCGGCUCCACAAUAGCGCCAGGCAGUAAUAGGAAUACUCUAGUGAUACCAGAUCGCAGGAGGAGAGAUUCUGGAGAGGUAAGCAAAUGACUCCUACAUCUGUGUAUUAGUUGUAGGAAACAGUUUUAAGACACACGUCGGUUGCUGUCCAUGGU
This is a messenger RNA of Rhinichthys klamathensis goyatoka, 2614 nucleotides long. RefSeq names its product protocadherin alpha-7-like. The transcript has a single exon. The coding region runs from base 177 to 2549 and encodes 790 amino acids. Lineage: Eukaryota; Metazoa; Chordata; Actinopteri; Cypriniformes; Leuciscidae. The record is from RefSeq and is a predicted model, not a curated record. Gene Ontology annotation, molecular function: calcium ion binding. Gene Ontology annotation, biological process: homophilic cell-cell adhesion. Gene Ontology annotation, cellular component: plasma membrane.